AAGCAGCAGCAACCUCUCUCUCCAGUCUCUCCUUCUUCCUUCCUGUUACGACUGGAUUUCUCUCUCUCCUCUCCUCUACCAGAAUCUCCCCUCCCUUUUUUUCUUUUCUUCAUAUCGCCCUCGCGGAAUGUCCACGAUGGUCAACAGUGCGAAGCUAGAGGCUUAUCAACAGCCUCCUCCUCCUCAAGCGGCUGCCGCUCCGGUCCCUGCAAAGAAGAUCCAUUAUCCUUUUUGGUUUGGUGGUUCGGCCUCUUGCUUUGCGGCCGCCGUCACACACCCUCUGGACCUUGAGGUUCGAUUGCAAACACGCAGGCCUGGAGCGCCCACCUCCAUGGUGGGAACUUUUGGACAUGUGAUAAAGUCCGAUGGCGUUCGGGGCUUGUAUAGAGGGUUGUCGGCCGCGCUUCUGCGCCAGGUGACCUACUCGACGACUCGGUUCGGCAUUUACGAGGAACUCAAGAACUAUUUCACGACGCCCGGGUCGACGCCCAGUUUCUUCACGCUGAUCGGCAUCGCGUGCGCCUCGGGCUUCAUCGGCGGCUGGACAGGCAAUCCGGCCGACGUCCUGAAUGUGCGCAUGCAGUCGGACGCGGCGCUGCCCCCGGCACAGCGCCGCAACUACCGCCACGCCUUCCACGGGCUGCUCGAGAUGACGCGCACGGAAGGCGCGGCCAGCCUGUUCCGCGGCGUGUGGCCGAACUCGACGCGCGCGGUGCUGAUGACCGCGUCGCAGCUGGCCUCGUACGACACCUUCAAGAAGCUGUGCAUCGAGCGCAUCGGCAUGUCGGACAACCUAGGCACGCACUUCGCGGCCUCGUUCAUGGCCGGCUUCGUCGCCACCACCGUCUGCAGCCCCGUCGACGUGAUCAAGACCCGCGUCAUGACCGCCAGCCACGGCCACGGCCAGAGCAUCCCCAGCCUGCUGCGCGAGAUCACCCACAAGGAGGGCUACGUCUGGGCAUUCCGCGGCUGGGUGCCCAGCUUCAUCCGGCUGGGUCCGCACACGAUCGCCACUUUCAUCUUCCUGGAGGAGCAUAAGAAGCUCUACCGGUGGGUGAAGGGGAUCCCGGAGGAGAAGCGGUAAUUCCGCUUUCUCUGCUUUUUUUUCUCGUUUCAUCCUCUCUUUCCCAGUCAUAUCUGGGACUGUCUAUACACCGCUUUGAUAUCCACGAUACAAUCUCAGCUAGGAUAUCUGUCUAGCAUAUCAUCGUCCUUCAUCUUGUUCAUGUUGGGGUUUUGGCGAAGCAUUGUGAUUUUUUGG
Molecule: messenger RNA, 1261 nt
Organism: Aspergillus uvarum CBS 121591
Lineage: Eukaryota; Fungi; Ascomycota; Eurotiomycetes; Eurotiales; Aspergillaceae
Product: putative mitochondrial dicarboxylate carrier
Exons: 3
Coding region: 137-1084 (315 amino acids)
Biological process (GO): mitochondrial transport; succinate transmembrane transport; malate transmembrane transport
Cellular component (GO): mitochondrial membrane
Molecular function (GO): sulfate transmembrane transporter activity; succinate transmembrane transporter activity; malate transmembrane transporter activity
Source: RefSeq, a predicted model, not a curated record